UUUUCCUUUUUUCUAUUUAGUUUCAAAAUGCUUUUCUCCAAGUUUUCAUUACUUGGCGUAUUUGGCUUAUUUGCCAGUACUCAUGCUUUUGACCUUCAACAAGUACUUCAAAAUGGACAACAACAACAAGAACAAUGGGUGACCACUGACGAUUUCCGUAUUUUAACUAGUGAUAACGCGAAAGGAUAUCAAGUUCGUAUUAAAGUACCUCAAACUUGUGAACAAGGUGUACAGUAUUCUGGCUACAUUGAUAACCUGGAUCAUGACGACCACUAUUUCUUCAUGUUUUUUGAAUCUCGUUCUUCUCCAAAAGAAGAUCCUACUGUUCUCUGGUUGAAUGGAGGUCCUGGUUGCAGUAGUUUUAUGGGGAAUGUCAUGGAACUUGGACCUUGCUUAGUGACAAAGGAUGGCAAUGAUACUGUAUCAAAUCCUUAUAGUUGGAAUUCGGUAUCUAAUAUUAUCUUUUUGGAUCAGCCAGUACGUGUUGGUUAUUCUUAUGGAAAAUCAACAGUCAAGACAACUGCUGAAUCUGCUCGUGAUGUUUAUGCCUUUUUACAAAUCUUCUUUACUGAAUUCAAACAAUAUGCACAAAACUCAUUCCAUAUUACUGGUGAAUCCUAUGCAGGCCAUUAUCUUCCUGCUUUGGCAGUGGAAAUCAUUAACAAGAACAAGUUUGCUGAACAACAAGGACGAUUCCGCAUUCCAUUUGAAUCUAUGGCUAUUGGAAAUGGAUUUACUGAUCCUCGAAUUCAAUUCAAACAUUAUCAAACCUUUGGUUGUGCCAAAAACGAAAGUAAAUAUCAACCUAUCUUUGAUGAUAAAACGUGUGCUGAAUUGGAAAAUGCUUAUCCCAAAUGUUAUGGUUUGAUGACAGCUUGCUAUCGUUACCCUAGCUCCUUGACUUGUGUGCCUGCGUCUUUAUACUGUGAAAAGAGUACAGGAAUGGGACAAUAUACGAAGACUGGUUUAAAUCCUUAUGAUAUCCGAAUGAAAUGUGAAGGCAAUACUGGACUUUGUUACGAAUUGAUGGAAGCCAUUGACAAUUAUGCCAAUUUGGAAAAGGUCCGAACGAAUCUGGGUGUAGAUCCUGCUGCUGGCAAGUAUUCAGGUUGUACUGAUUCUGUUGGUUUCAUGUUUGGAUUAACUGGAGAUGGUGCCAAGAAUUUUGAACCUCAUGUUUCCAAGACUUUAAGUGAAGGUAUACGUGUAUUACUCUAUGCUGGUGACAAGGAUUUCAUUUGUAAUUGGAUGGGAAACAAGGCAUGGUCUUUAUCUAUGGAUUGGCCUGGUCAAGAAGGUUACAAUAAUGCUGAUGACGAAGAAUGGAUCAAUGCUGCUACCGGUGAAUCCGCUGGUCAAGUACGUACUUACAAAAACCUUUCUUUCUUACGUGUUUAUGAUGCUGGACAUAUGGUACCUUACGAUCAACCUGCCAACGCAUUAGACUUCAUUAGCCGCUGGUUGAGUAAUCAGUCCUUGAAUCAAUAAUUUAGCUUGAUAGUUUGAUUAGUAUAUAGUGGUUCUUGUAAUAAAAUUGAUUACAUUUUUGAAUCCU
Molecule: messenger RNA, 1555 nt
Organism: Halteromyces radiatus
Lineage: Eukaryota; Fungi; Mucoromycota; Mucoromycetes; Mucorales; Cunninghamellaceae
Product: Alpha/Beta hydrolase protein
Exons: 9
Coding region: 28-1488 (486 amino acids)
Biological process (GO): proteolysis
Cellular component (GO): fungal-type vacuole
Molecular function (GO): serine-type carboxypeptidase activity
Source: RefSeq, a predicted model, not a curated record